CUGUCAGGGUGACAGAGGAGACUCCUGCAGGAACCGCUGCUCCUCUCCUUCCUCCUCUCGUGUUUCUCCCGUUUUCUCCUCGUUUCUCCUCUCUGGGUUCCUCCAGGGGUCGGGGUGUUUAGGAGGCUCUGUGUGGGGGGGCGCCCCGCUGUUUCCAUGGUGAUGUGUUUGGAGGGCAGUCGGGGGAUCUAGGCCGCAUAACCCGGGAUUAUCAGCUGACAGACCAACUGUAUCACCAUGGCGACGGUAGCACCGCUAAUCCCCAGCAUCGUGCUGCAGGACAUGGAGGAGUGGGCAGAGCCAGGUGAUGUCACAGAGGGGCUCAGAAGAUCCCAAAGAGCUGGAGCUGGAGCUCUGUUCAAUGUCAACAACAGCAACAACAACGAGGAAGAGGAGGAGUAAGAAAUAUUCAUUUAGAUACAAUUCAUCAAGAAGACACCAGGUCACUUGUAACUAAUGAUAAUAAUUUAAUCUGCUUCUCAGGGAGGAGAAGAAGAGGAAAAAGAAAGAGAAGAAAGAGAAAAAGGAGAAAAGAGAGUAAGUCUGACUGCUUUUCAUCAGGACGGUGAUGACUGAUGUGGAUUUCAUCAAAGUUCAGUUUCUGUCUUCUGGUUUCCUCAGGAAGGAAAAGCAGGAGAAAAAGGAAAGGAAGGAGCAGAAACAGAAGGAGAAGGAAGAGAAAGAGAAGGAGAAACAGAAAGAGAAGGAGAAGAGGGAGAAAGAGAAGAAGGCCAAGGAGGAGGCGGCGAAAGAGAUCACAGUGAUCGAUCCAGCUGGGAACACCUACUACCACUGGCUCUUCAUCAUCACCAUCCCAGUCAUGUACAACUGGACCCUGAUCAUAGCCAGGGCUUGCUUUGAGGAGCUUCAGACCGACUACCUGAUCAUGUGGUUCAUUGUGGACUUUAUCUGUGACGUCAUUUAUAUCAUGGACAUGGUUUUCAGAACCAGAACAGGUUACCUGGAGCAGGGUUUACUGGUGAAAGACGAGCAGAAACUGCGUGAACGUUACAUGAAAACCUUCCAGUUCAAACUGGAUUUGGUCUCCAUGAUUCCCACUGACAUCCUGUACCUCAUUCUUGGUAUCACCUACCCAGAGAUCCGCCUCAACAAGCUUCUAAGGUUCAAUAGGAUGAUGGAGUUCUUCCAGCGCACUGAGACCAGAACCAAUUACCCCAAUGCUCUACGUAUCUCCAACCUUGUCAUGUACAUUCUCAUCAUCAUCCACUGGAAUGCCUGCCUGUACUACUCCUUCUCCAAAGCCAUCGGUUUUGGUUCUGACAGGUUCGUGUAUCCCGACCCGACGGACCCUGAGUUUGGCCGUCUGGUGAGGAAGUACGCCUACAGUAUGUACUGGUCCACGCUAACGCUCACCACCAUUGGAGAAACGCCGCCCCCUGUGGAGAACUCAGAGUACUUUUUUGUUGUGACGGACUUCCUGGUGGGUGUGCUGAUUUUUGCCACCAUUGUCGGUAACGUUGGCUCGAUGAUCACUAACAUGAACGCUGCCAGAGCCGACUUCCAGGCCCGGAUCGACGCCAUCAAGCAGUACAUGAGUUUCCGAAAGGUAACUAAAGACCUGGAAAAGCGAGUGAUUAAGUGGUUUGACUUCCUGUGGACCAAUAAGAAGGCUGUGGAUGAGAGAGAGGUUCUGAAGUACCUUCCUGACAAGCUAAGGGCUGAGAUCGCCAUCAACGUACAUCUGGACACCCUGAAGAAGGUCCGGAUCUUUGCGGACUGCGAGGCUGGUCUGUUGGUGGAGCUGGUGCUGAAGCUGCAGCCGCAGGUCUUCAGUCCAGGAGACUACAUCUGCAAGAAGGGUGAUAUCGGCAGGGAGAUGUACAUCAUCAAGGAAGGGAAGCUGGCUGUGGUUGCUGAUGAUGGCAUCACGCAGUUCGUUGUUCUAAGUGAAGGAAGUUACUUUGGGGAGAUCAGUAUCCUGGCUAUCAAAGGUAGUAAGGCAGGAAACAGAAGGACAGCUAACAUCAGGAGCAUCGGGUACUCCGACCUCUUCUGUCUUUCCAAAGACGACCUGAUGGAGGCGCUGACAGAGUAUCCUGAUGCUAAAGCUCUGCUGGAGGAGAAGGGACGGCAGAUUCUGAUGAAGGAUGGACUGUUGGAUCUGGAGUUGGCAGCCCAGGGCCCAGACCCCAAAGAGAUCGAGGAGAAGGUGGACAGGAUGACGAGCAACCUGGACACGCUGCAGACCCAGUACGCCCGGCUGCUGGCAGAACACGAUGCGACUCACAGCAAACUCAAACACCGAGUCACCCGGCUGGAGAAGAAGCUGGCGCCGCCACGGGAGGACGCACCUGGUGAUGCUCCGCCCCCUCCCACACCUGAGACCACCAAAGAAGAAGAGAAGAAAUAAGAAGAUGGUGGAGGACAGAAGAACUUGAGUUUUAGUUUGAGGAUAAAAGGACUUGAAGGAGACGAGAAAUUAGAUAAAUCCAUAAAUUCAACAAGAUUCAAAUUAAAGUUAAUAAAUAUGUAAUUAUGGAUCCUUAGAUUUAAAGUCCUCUGAGUUAACGACUGUACAGUAUUAAUGCCCCGGUGCUGGGGACUGCUGAGGAGCCCUGGGAACACGUCCUGUUGGAAAGGAGACUCAGUGGAUCCUGAAGGACGCAGCAGUCCAGAGGGGAAGGUUUCACCUGCAUGUAGUGUUUCUUCCUCAUGUCUGAGAAUAAUUACAACAUAAACUGUUGUAAUUACUAUGUAACAUGUGAAACAGUACGUUGGCUGCUAGUUUGUCUGAACGUAGCGGAGAAUCUUCACCCUGAGACCUGAAUGCCAGUUGGUCUGAGGUUCAUCCAGAACUGCCUGAGCGCUACAAACCCUCUAGAUUUAAUAACAUAAAUUCAACCAGCGUCCAUUUUUCCAGGCAUGCUUUAGUUUCCUGUUUAUGGGCUGCAGACCAGAACCAGAGACUGGCAUGUUCCUCCUGACCCAGGUGGAUUCAGGACCAGGUCUUCUGGGCUUUAACUGAUGCUUUUUAAUGAUGCAACAUGUGAUGAAGAAACUGUGCUGAAAUAAAUAUAUUUUAUAAGAAAGUUAA
Messenger RNA from Poecilia latipinna (sailfin molly), 3055 nucleotides. It is a transcript of the gene cnga1b, whose product is annotated as cyclic nucleotide gated channel subunit alpha 1b. Gene Ontology annotation, biological process: monoatomic cation transmembrane transport. Bases 569 to 2371 code for a protein of 600 amino acids. The record is from RefSeq and is a predicted model, not a curated record. Lineage: Eukaryota; Metazoa; Chordata; Actinopteri; Cyprinodontiformes; Poeciliidae. The transcript is spliced from 13 exons. Gene Ontology annotation, cellular component: plasma membrane; intracellular cyclic nucleotide activated cation channel complex. Gene Ontology annotation, molecular function: protein-containing complex binding; cGMP binding; intracellularly cAMP-activated cation channel activity.